This is a messenger RNA of Microbotryum saponariae, 1140 nucleotides long. Lineage: Eukaryota; Fungi; Basidiomycota; Microbotryomycetes; Microbotryales; Microbotryaceae. The record is from the annotation of a GenBank genome assembly.
AUGUCGCCCGCACCAGUGAAAUGCGUCUGGGCAACUUUGCUGACCAAGACCAACUACCUUCAAGGCUGCGUCGUGCUCGACGCCUCGUUGAGACACCACGGCUCCCAGUACCCUCUCGUCGUUUUUGCGACGCCGUCUCUACCCCAACCCGCUCGCGACGUGUUGCAUGCUCGGUCGAUCGAGGUGCACGAUAUCGAAUACCUCGAACCCAAGGACAAGACAGAGUUGGACGAGCAUGAUCAUCGGUUCGCGGAUACGUGGACCAAGCUGGGUGUUUUUGGGUUGACCCAAUAUGAAGUUCGUUGAAUACGUGCGGAUUUUGAUCAAUAUCAUCACCUGCUCACUUACUGACGGUGAACUGGUCUGGUGGUCAGAGGAUCGUCCUGUUGGAUUCCGACAUGCUCGUCAUGGCCAACAUGGAUGAGUUGAUGACGAUGCCGCUCGAACCGGAUCAGAUCGCUGCGGCGCAUGCGUGCACGUGCAAUCCCCGUCGGUUGGCUCACUACCCCGCAGAGUGGUUAGUUUUCUUGGAUCAGACCGCUGUCUUAUCAGACCCAUAUCCUGACACCAUUUCACCGACCCACUCUAGGACACCUGAAAACUGUGCCCAUACCUUGGCACGACACACUGACCCCCUCCCCGCCGACCAAUUCACCAAGCCGACUCACCAACUUCUCAACUCGGGUCUCGUCGUUCUCACACCGACCCCCAUCAAUUUUGCCAAGAUACUCGACACACUCGCCAUCGAUCCCAUCAUCAAGACGUUCAAGUUCCCUGAUCAGGAUCUACUCGCUUACGUCUUCAAAGGCAAAUUCGUCCCUUUGAGUUAUCGGUAUAAUGCAUUGAAGACAUUAAGGGACUGUCACCAGACCAUGUGGAGGGAUGAGGAUGUCAAGAAUGUACAUUACAUCCUGGACAAGCCGUGGGCCAAGAGGGUGCAGAAGGGGGAUCCGAACGAAAAGACUCAUCGGUGGUCAGUUCCGGAAGGGAUCGAGAUAGGCUCACUCGAGAAGGUUGCUCAUGAGUUCUUUCGUUGUCUUUGCAUGCUUCAGGUGGUGGGACUUUUACGAGAAGGAUGUCUUGGCCAAAUGGGGGGACGCACCGGGAAGGGAGUUGGUCGAAGCCGAAGUCGUCGCCUGA